AGUAAUUCAACAUUCAAGGUAUAAUAAUCUAUAAUUCCAAAAACAAGAUGCAAAGAAAGAUGCAAGGAUACCCACAGCAACAGCAAUGCUAUGGUAGUGAUGAUGGCAUGUGGAUGGAAAGUAAGGGACAAAUGCAGCCACAGGUCCAUCACUACCAGGACGAUUCUUGGUCUAAUGAUAACAACAACCAGAAGCAACUAUUUCCUGCAGCUAUGCACAUGAAACCGGCCGCUAAUUUUGGAGGAAACAACCACCAUAUGUAUCCUCAUCAGGAAACCAUGCCUGCUGCUGCAGUUGGUUAUGGUAAUCAAAUGCAUGGAAAUGGUGGCAAACAAUUCCCUUAUGGUGGUACUCAUAAUCAUUCUCCAAAUGGUGUGAGGCCAUUCAAUCUUGAAGAGUAUGAGUAUGAAGCAUACAAGGAGGAGCAUGUUGGUGGUUCAAAGAAGGAUGAAAUGAGAUAUGAGCGACAUGGAUAUGGAAAUGGAGGUGAUGUUCGCUAUGUCAAUUCAUAUGAAUAUAAUAACAACUUCAACGCCCGUAUUAAGCCUCAUGCUCAUGGACCCCACAAAGUCAACUGGACACUAAAGGGUGUCUAACUAAUUAAAUUACUGUUACUGUUACUUCCUCUGGAUCCAUCCAGUUUCGAGUACUAAUAACUUGUGUGUGCUUUAUUUCCUGUUUUCUUAUUCGAAUAAGAUCAUUACCCUGAUUAUAUAGGGAGCUUGAUAUGUAUCAUCAAUCUAAGCUAUAAUAAAAUAUAUAUAAUUAUCAUUA
This is a messenger RNA of Cicer arietinum (chickpea), 774 nucleotides long. RefSeq lists its product as uncharacterized. Lineage: Eukaryota; Viridiplantae; Streptophyta; Magnoliopsida; Fabales; Fabaceae. The record is from RefSeq and is a predicted model, not a curated record.